GUCCUGACUUCUGAUCCGCUCCUUAUCCUGUCCUUCCUCACCGCUCCACGCGCAACACAAACAAACAAACAUUAAUCUUAAUCUCUCUCGCCGCUGCCGGAGGUUACCAAUGCUCCGCCCCUACACAUGACGCCAUACCGAACGACACUUGAGACUUGAGACUUGAGACUUGAGACUUGAGACUUCAGAUACUCUACUUCUGUUGCUGCUGUUACAGUCAUGCCUUUCACGAUGAAGAUUCAGCCAAUUGAUUUGCACGAGCCUCGGGAGGGGACUAGGCUUGAGCCGGUCAAGUCGGUGGUGAAGUCGCGCCUGAAGCGCCUCUUUGAGCGCCAAUUCUCCGGCGUCCUUAGGAAUCCGCCGCCGCCGGAGGAGCCGCAUUUAGCUAAAGACGGCUCCGCUGAUUUGGAACCGAAUUCGGCGUGUUUAGCGAAAAUGGUGCAGAAUUUCCUGGAAGAGAAUCACGAGAAAAACUCCGUUUCCGUCAAGUGUGCGCGUAACCGCUACAACAGCUUCGACGACAGCUCCGACGCCGAAACGCACGCGCUCGGUGGUUUCGGCGAGUCUAAUUACUCUUUGUCCGGUGAAGCGCACGAAGUUCUCAAGGGUUUGGUGGCGUGUGCCAGUGUCUAUGAGAGGAAUUUGCUAGCGGACACUGCUAAGAUCAUUGAGAAGAACAAGGCGACGUGCAGACGCAAAGACGAUUGUUGUAGAAAGAUCGUUACGGAAGGGUUGUUAGGUCUCGGAUACGAUGCUUCCGUCUGCAAAUCUCGCUGGGAAAAAUCAAGUUUCUGCCCCGCUGGGGAAUACGAAUACAUUGAUGUGAUAAUGGGAAAGGAGAGGGUGGUGGUCGACGUUGACUUCAGAUCAGAAUUCGAGAUUGCUCGACCCACCAAGGCAUACAAAGCGAUCCUCCAAACCCUUCCUUGUGUAUUCGUUGGCACGUGUGAUCGGUUGCAGAGUAUCGUUGCCAUCGCGUCAGAGGCGGCUAAGCUGAGUCUGAAGAAGAAGGGCAUGCACGUGCCGCCCUGGAGAAAAGUCGAAUACGUGAGAGCGAAAUGGCUCUCCCCUUACACCUGCUCGCGUGGAGUCAAGGAGGAAACCCAAGAGAAAAACCACUUUGUCAUGGGAAAUGGGGCUAACCAGUCUCAACCGUUGAUGUUAACUGUGUGUGAGUGCGAUGAUGAAAAGUCUAAGUCAAAGCUCCUGGUUCAGAAGCCAUCCGAGAUGAAACCCAAGAGCUCACAAUCCGGUUUGGCAGCUGUCUUCCAUGAAAACCCCUGAAAUUUUGAUAUAUUAUAUAUUUUUUUUUCUUUUAUAUUAAGUUUUAAUUCUCUGGAGUGAGGAUGGAUUUAAAAAGGCUGUGUAUGUAGUUGUGUAAUUGCUCUAUCCCCUUCUGCUUUUUAUUGUAAGGGAUGAGUUCUACUAAUAUGAAUAAAGUAAAGGUGAAAUAUAUUGUUAGUUAGAUAUUUGGGAGAUUGCCAGAACCCCUUCUGCUUUUUAUUGUAAGGGAUGGGAUUUAUGAUAUGAAUAAAUUAAAGGUGAAAUAUAUUGUAUUCUUAGUUAUUUAAGAGAUUGUGAGAAGAUGAUUCUUUACGUAUUAGA
Cajanus cajan (pigeon pea) is the source of this 1605-nucleotide messenger RNA. RefSeq lists its product as uncharacterized. Lineage: Eukaryota; Viridiplantae; Streptophyta; Magnoliopsida; Fabales; Fabaceae. The record is from RefSeq and is a predicted model, not a curated record.